CUGCUUUUUCAUAGUUUUCUCUUUGGGUCAGAAUUUGCUUUCAUUCGCUCAAACGCUCCUCACUUUGUUCCUCAUAAAUUAUAUGGGGUUUUUAGACAUCCGCCAUCAACACUCGCCACGGAGACGUCAGAGAAUGAUAGUACCAUCCAGAAGACAACCGAAGAGGCUCACCAACCUAUAGUGACGUUUGACGAGUGGACUAAAGAGAAACUGAAGCAGGAGCAUAGAAAACCUCCAACACCAACUUCUGAAACUGGCACACCAAGUGUUCGCGCCACACAACUACCUCCUGGAGCUGCUGCAACUCGUAACUAUGCUAGCAAAGAGUGUGGAGCCAAAGUGUUGCUUAGUAAUCCUGAAGCAGAAAAUACUAAAGCAAUUCUAAAUGAGAAGGAAAAAGACGAAUACAUGAGGAAUCCAUGUGAAAAGGCUGAAAAUAAGUUCGUGAUUCUUGAGCUCUGCGAAACGGUUCAGCCCCGUAGCAUAGAGCUCGCCAAUUAUGAGCUAUUUUCAUCCGGUCCCCGGGAUAUACGAUUAUGGGCGGCAGAACGAUUUCCUGCUGGAGAAUGGAAACUUCUCACAGAACUGACGGCUGUUGAUUCUCGACAAAUUCAGCAAUUCCCUAUACCCAACAAUGGGGCCUACGUGAAAUUUAUGAAGGUGGAGCUCAUAUCUCAUUACGGAAACGAGCAUUAUUGUACUUUGUCGGUUUUGAAGAUCCUAGGAAUAUCAAUGGUUGACGAAUAUGAAGCCGAGGUAAUUUUUGACGGUGUGUCCUCAUUUAAUGUCAAGAAAUAUGAAAGCUGUCUUUACUUUCGUUUUUUCAUAGAGACGAUUUCACCAAAGCCGGCUGAAGCAAAUCGCCGCGGUCAAUUGGUCGCCAGUCGUUCCAGAAGGGGUCGCUUUGCUUACCUACACCGGAGAUCUUUAAAACGGCUACGUGGUACCGGAGUCCCAGAUAAGCAGCCCAAUGCUCGUAGCCAACCGGUUCCUUCUGAUGCGUGGCCGGCUUCAUCGACGAGUCAUAAGGUACGAUUCUUUGUGUGUUUCGAUGUUUCGGUUUUUUCAGCUCAAAUACCAAUAUAUUAUUCUUAUUCAAGUCCAAUUCAGGAAUCUGUCUUCAUGAAACUCAAUAAACGUAUUGCUGCACUUGAACUGAAUAUGUCACUGUCUAGCGAAUAUUUGAGUGAGCUUAGCCGUCAGUAUGUCGCACAAACUGAUGAACAUCAGAAACAUCUGAAACAAGCCAGAAAGGUGGUGGAUGAAGCCGUCGAGACGAUUUACGCACGUGUCAAUGAAACGCUCGCCGACAAGGUUAGUGUUAGUCAUUUUACGAUACUGUUUACUGUUACUUUUCUGUCUAGAGAAAUUGCUGCUCUUCGUAAAGAAGUUGACACAUUAUCGGGUUGGUUAACAUCGAUGCGUGCAACAGCAUCUAAAAUGACGGUUAGACGAUAUGCAAGGGGUGCAGAAAGAAUGGAUGAAGACAAAUGUAUUCUAAAGCAUACUGAUCUUCAUCGAUACUCACCACCGGACGAUGGCCUGUGGACGGUAAGUGAUUCAGCGAAGUUCUCUUUGUUUCGGAAGUUUGUAAUAUUUAUGUUGUUUAUUACAGACUGA
Haemonchus placei is the source of this 1620-nucleotide messenger RNA. Lineage: Eukaryota; Metazoa; Nematoda; Chromadorea; Rhabditida; Trichostrongylidae. The record is from the annotation of a GenBank genome assembly.